Molecule: messenger RNA, 6245 nt
Organism: Harpegnathos saltator (Jerdon's jumping ant)
Lineage: Eukaryota; Metazoa; Arthropoda; Insecta; Hymenoptera; Formicidae
Gene: Remo
Product: Remoulade
Exons: 14
Coding region: 180-5069 (1629 amino acids)
Biological process (GO): cell surface receptor signaling pathway; G protein-coupled receptor signaling pathway
Cellular component (GO): plasma membrane
Molecular function (GO): protein binding; G protein-coupled receptor activity
Source: RefSeq, a predicted model, not a curated record
GUCGUUGUGUGCCAGAUUCUCCUCUGCCUAAUUUUCUUUGGUUAGUGCAGCGUCAAUAAUACAUAAACUACCCAAAUAAAAUGCGGCUAUUUAAAAUCUGCUCGUCGACAAUGUGAGAGUGACGAUCUUUCCUCGGGCCGUGAGUACAUUGUGAUGUAAGAGGCCAUUCUUCCGUAAUCAUGACAGCCAUCUUUCUGUUUGUAAUUUUGCUUCAAACCUGGAGCAGUACAAGUCAACUAUGUCCUCAAUAUUGUUCAUGCAAACCAGUUGGUGCUCAAGCUGAAUGGCUGCGUCUUAAAUGUGGUGAUCGUUUACAAGAAAUCAAGGAUGUGGAUAUAGAUAGAGUUAGCGUAGAACUUAUACAAUUAGAUUUGAGCAAAAAUGCCAUUUAUAUCAUUCAACCAGAUACAUUUGUGAACCUAACAAAUCUUAAAAGACUUGAUUUGUCCAAAAACAAAAUUAGCUUUGUAGGCGAGGGUUGUUUCAAUGGCCUUGAAAAUUUGGAAAGACUAGAUUUAAGUCAGAACCAGAUAUCAGCUAUAGACAGUUAUGCAUUCAAAAAAUUGUCAAACCUCAAACGUCUCGAUUUGUCUGGAAAUAAAAUAACAGCUCUGGCGCCAUCCUUAUUUCAUGAUUUGCUGGCCUUAGAUCGCUUGAAACUAAGUGGAAACAGUUUAACCACCUUAAUAGAAGGAACAUUCCAUGGACUUAGAAUGUUAAAGCAGCUGGACCUGUCUAAUAAUCCUUGGAAAUGCAAUUGCGACCUAUAUUGGUUUAGUAAUUGGAUCUAUAAUUCUUCGAUUAAAUUAAAUCCGCCGCCAAAGUGCGUGUCGCCGGAGUAUGCUGCAGGACAGCCGCUGAAGAAGAUAAAAUUCUUGGAGGAAUUGCAGUGUCAGUGGAUAUCACCGGCGGUCGAAAUUCGACCGGUUCAGAAUCAGGUAGUUUUCGCCGGUGAUUCGAUUACUUUGAAAUGCAGGGCGCCCAGCAUUACGAUAGACAAGAGCGCCAGGCUGAACUGGCUGUGGUAUCCUAACGCAUCCGCUGAGAUCAUGGAUCUGAGUGCUUACAAGGAUCCGCGAACGAAUUUGCCUAAUAUCAAGGUGGACAACAGAUAUCUUUCGGACAGCGGCAUCGUAGACAGCGCCCUCAGUAUAGUCCCGGUCAAAGAGGAGCAUAACGGACAAUGGAAUUGCUUAUUGGUUUCCGUGAACGGUAACAAGUCGAAAGCAGUCAGCGUGAUUGUCAUAUCCGAGCAUACCCGAUAUUGUCCUCUAGCGGUGACUAAGAACAACAAAGGUGUCUAUACGUGGCCGAAAACAAUAGUGGGAUGGAAAGCGGAAUUACCGUGCGAAGGGAAUCGUCUGUCAGGCCUGAUGCAAGCGCCGUUGAAAGCUUCUUAUCAUUGCAACGUGAGUGGCCAAUGGGAAUUCCUUAACACAGAGUCGUGCCCAUACAUAUCUCACACAACGAAGAUCCUCGAGCAAUUCUCGAAGGUGAAUCUGUCCCUGACGAAGGGAAGUCUGCUGGAGACGGCAAAGAGGUUCAAGAACUACACGGGGAACGGCUCGGUGAAGCUGACGGACCCGGUCGAGAUCAAUUUCAUCGUACGAACGAUCGAGAACUACUUGAGCUUCUUGGUGGAUGAAAAGGAACUUGGCGCGAUGUUGGUCGACAUCAUCAGCUCAAUGAUGAGACUGUCGAAGGAGAUGCUGAGGCGGGCCGAGGUGAAUUUCAAAGCCUGCACGAGGCUGAUCAGAGCGAUCGAGCGCAUAACGGAAUUCACGCCGUCCAUACAGUCCCACAAGAAGCACAUGGCGCUCGAGGAGUUCCGUGUGAAGCGCGACAGCUUCGGCGGCUUGACGUGCACAUGGUACGCAAACGUUGCAGAUACCGCGGACUCGGACGCGAGAUUUCUGCAUUGCACGACGAUCAACCGAACGACGCCGAUCAGCGCCAAGGACAAGACGAUAGAGGCCUCUAUCCAACUUCCUGCUUCGUUGCUACAACAUUCGCUGGACGCUGCGGUGGCUUAUCAGCUCAUGAUAGUCAUGUACAGCGACAGCAGACUCUUUCCCAAGACAGUCGUCAACGACAGCAUGGACAUAUCGACGUGCAUCAUCGGUAGUAAACUGAUUGGAACGUCGAUACGAAACCUCUCGGAGCCGGUUUACGUGAUGCUAAAGGCGCCACUGUAUCAUUACAACGGGAAAAGACCGAAACCGGUGGUGUGGGACGAGACGUUGAACAACGUGGGCGGUUGGACCAGCGACGGGUGUCACCUGACGAACUUGUUGAACAAUCUGAUAGUCUUCCAAUGCGACCGAUUGGGGUAUUACGGGCUCUUGCAGGAAGUCUCACAUAUUGACAUGGACGGUAACAGCAUGCACGGGGCGAAGUUCAGAUAUUCGCAUCCGGCGAUAUACGUCGGCAGUUUCGUCACGAUAACGUGCCUGAUGAUCAUGUCCGUGACGUACAUCAUCUCCUACACGUCCAUCACGAUGCCCAAGAAGGCGAAGCAUUCGGUCAUCAACACCUGGUUCGCCAUGGCGCUGUUGUCCUUCUUGUAUAGCAUCGGCAUCCAACAGACAGAGCAUAUCGAGAUCUGCCAGGGCGUUGGCCUUGCUCUGCAUUACUUAUCUCUGUGUUGUUUGUUAUGGAUGGCUGUGUCCGCCAGCAAUAUGUAUAAGAAAUUGGCGAAACCCGGCCUCGACGUGAUACCGGACGACGAACUUCCGGACCAGCCCAUACCGAAGCCACUGUUGGGGCUGUACCUGGUCGGCUGGGGCGUCGCCUUGAUCAUCUGCGGGAUAUCCGGCGCGAUAAACCUGCGCGAGUACGCCGGCUACUCGCACUGUUUCCUCACGUCUGCGGCGGCGCUAGCCGCGCUCUUCAUACCAUCCGGGAUCCUGAUCGCCUACUUGCUGAUCUUCCUGCUGCUCAUCAGACGCGCCAUACAGAACGUCGACACGAACGCGCAGUUAUCCGAGGGCACUCAGGCUACGGAGAACAUGGACCUGGAGUUGCUGGAGCCGAACGUGAACCCGUCCGGCGAUCGUAACAGCGUGCACAGCACGCAGACGGUCUCGUCUGACAUGGAGGACCCGGAGCACUCGCAGUUUACCCAGUGGAAGGGUCAGAUUGUCAUGCUGAUAUUGUACUUGCUAUGCUGGACCGACGCAGCCGCGGUCACGGUCAAGCCGUUCGACUCGUACGUGCCGUUCGCAGAGACCGUGUUCGCCGUGCUGUACGCGAUAACCGCGAGCUCGCUCGGCGUGUUCGUGCUAUUCUUCUACGGGCUCGCGCGCAAUGACGUGCGCAGCCAGUGGCUGCGAAUGCGCUGCUGGCUGGAGAAACGAAAGAACCGCUGCUGCCGCACGAGGAGCGUGUGUGACGCGAACGCGGCGAUGCCGAACCAGCCGCUGGUGCAGAACUUCGUGCAGUCGUCGGCGUUGAACUCGAACUCGCAAGCCACCCAGCCGAUAUCUGACUCGAACUCUAUCGCCUCGUCGAGAAACACUAACAGGUCGCGGAUCUACAAUGGGGCGAACUCGAAGCUCGCGGAUCUGGCGGUGGUGAGCCGCGACGCUGUGGCCGCGGCCACGGCGAACGCGAAGACGGCGCCGGGGAACGUGAACCUGGUGGUGCUGCAUCGUCAACAAUACCGCUCCAACAACUCCGUCACUACGUACACUGAGCCGACUUCCGCCUGCGUUGAGAUGUUCUACAACCCGCAUCAGAGCGGCGUUGCUCGCAAGUUCUUCAAGAAGCAGCGCAGGCAUACGAAGAAGAACAACCUCGGGCCGCGAAAGCAAGGUGACGGCGGAGCCACCAGCGACGGCGGUAGCUGCGUUUCCGUGCCGCGGCCCACCGUGAAGAUCAACAACAGUCUGGAGCGCAGCAUCCUCAGCAGCAGCGCUAAGGUCAACAACACCAACAUACACGUCGAGCUGAACCCCAUCAACGACAUCAAGAACGUGAACAUAUUGUCGGACAGCGGCGGUAGCGUGUCCGAGGAGAGAAACAUCCCGAUACGCUUCGUCAUUGGCCAGGAGAACCUGAUGCGCAGCGUCAAGAAGAUCAACAACGACAGCGCGCAACUGGAACAUCCUGGUGACAACAUCGCAAUGUCCGACGCAGCGGCCGCGCGCGGCACACCGCAGUCGAAGCGGACUACGCAGGACUCCGACGCGGACGUCAAGACCGACGAGGAGUGGCACCUGCGUAACGUGUCGCAGCAGUGCAGCCUGGAGUAUAGCUCGGAGAUGGACACGAUGACGCAGAUGACGAGCGAACGGAGCGAUCACAAUCUACCAGAGAUCUGCGAAAGCGCGGCGGAGACAGGAGGCACGCGGGACGAGCGUAUGAGAUGCCCGAGCGAGCUCGAAGACGUAGCGUCAGACGCGGAGUGCCUGUCGCGGGCAGAGCUAUCGGCGCGGUUGUACCUGUCUAACAGCAUGUAUUGCUUGUCAUCCGAGUACACGAGACCGUUGACGAGCAGCUACUGCAACUCGUUGAAUGACAUCGCGUCGUUAGCGAGCGCGGCGAGGCAUCGGUUACCAGUCGGCUACCCGAAGCAGCCAUCGCUGGUGGACGUGCGGAGCAGCGCCACCAGCUCGAAUCUCUGCGGACGGCUGCCGCAGUCGCGGGACUCUUUCGACCGCUCGGAGCGUUCGCUCUUCGAGAUCAACAGCCUGGCCAGUGAUCAGCAGCCCUCCGGCGACGCCCCGGAGACGCCUUAUACCUGUUCCCUGGCGAACAUCCACUGCGUCUCCGACAAGAGUCUGGAGGCGAACGACUCCGGUGCACAGGACCAGCCGCAGCAGCUGCCGCAUGUGGGUCACGCGGCCGCGCUGGUCGAGGGGAAGGACCUCCUCGGGAAGAAGUUCAGUUCCUUGGCCGACAUCGCAUCCUCGAUCGGCGGCCUGUACGAUAGCAACGACCUCGACUCGCCGAGCAGCGAGGCCAUGAACGCGCAUGAGCUCAUGAGGCCGAGCGAUGCCAGCGAGGUCUACCUGGACGACGAGCCGGUGAGCCAUCUGCCAGUUGUCAAAAAGGAAACGAGCGUGUAGCGUGCGCAACAGGUCGCCCCGUGGUCGUACGACACGGUAUACAUUGAUAUAUUUUCAAGCGUAAUUUCAUAGACUGCAUACAAACGAAGAGACUAGCGUUUUGCGACUUGCGCGUUCGCCGCUUACCUCUGCUCUCUGUUUCCUGCGGCAGUGUCGGCUGUUGGUUAAGAUCUUGGUCGUCUAAAGUAAUUCAACUUGGCGUCGGGAGAACCGCGAUUGACUGUUGCUUCGGUCCCGGUUGCUUUGAUUGUAUGCUAGUUAGUCGUUGAGUCUGGUUAGUCUGUUAGAGUCAAGAAGCUUUACUUCACUAAAAACGUUAUUGAUAAAAUUGAUUAAAUUUAGGCGAUGUUACGAACGUGUUAUCAUUGGAUUUAUUGUAUUGUAAAAACUAUGUAUAGGCUCUUACAUGUCCUUUAUGUUCUCGUUUGAUUUAUCAUAGAUAGAGCAUUUUCUUGACUCAUUAAUUUGAAUGCUCCAUAAUUACGUACAUAACGAUUCAUUUUAAUUAUUGAUUAUUUUAGCUGAUUAAGAUUUUAGUCGAUCAAUGACUGACACUGUCCUGUAUACAACGAGUCAUAAAUGCUUGGUCGUUUCUUAGAUUGAGAAUGUCUGCGAUUCUCAGUCUUGUGCUCGUAUGUGUAACAUAGAUGAAAAUCGCACGUUCAACGUCAUACCUGCUUGAUCUCGUUGUAAUUAACACCAACUUACAUGAUUUUCAACAUUUAAUUUUAAAUAUAUAUAAAUAUAAAUAUAUGAUCAGUUAAUUGAGAUAUAUAUAACAAAUUUUAUAUAUAUAUAUAUAUACAGAGUGUUUGAUAGCUGAUCAUGUAGACGAAAGUUGGAGAUAGAUUGGGUGUAGCCGAGAAGAAAAGUCAUGUACCAUAAUGUCAAAUUGGCAAUAGUUAUCGAGUUAUUAAUUAAAACAUGUGAGCCAACGAGCGCGUAGAGAGCGGAGGGCGACCGCAGUAAGCACAUAGACAUUUGAUAUAGGCGAAGUCAACGAGUGGUGGUAGGCGAGCGCGCGCGGCGAGAGGCAACGUAAACAACAAGAGACGAACGCGCACGACGAGGAGCGAGCGAGCGCGAACGACGAGGAGCGAGCGAGCGCGACGAAGAGCGAGCGAGCGCGACGAAGAGCGAGCGAGCGCUUGUUGGCUCACAUAUUUUAAUUAAUAA